AUGCUCUCCUCCUCCACUCCCCUGCCGGCUGGUCGUGGGGCGGCCGCAUCGAACCGAGGCCGAGGCGCCGGUCGCGGGGCGCGCGGCGGGGCUGCCAAGAGCACUCCAGCUCGAGCGACCACACCUCCUGAAGCGAUAAUCGAACUGGAGAGCGAGCCAGCCGCUCUCUCAUCUCUCACACACGCCACUGGUACCGCUACGCCACUCUCCUCGUCCUCCGACCACCUGGCGACAGGUGGUGCUCGCGGCAAGAGGAAGUCGCCAAGCAGCUCCUCCUCAGGCAUACCACGACGCGCUUCCCACGACGUGUCAACGCUUCCUACGUCGCCCACGCCCGAAGGACCGGUGACUCGAGCCAAACGAGCACGGCGGCCGAAGCGACUCGACACGUUCGGCGGACCGGCCAGCCUCUCGUGGGCGCUCAAGCAGUGCCAAGUUUUGCUCAAGACACUGAUGACACACAAGUUCGGCUGGCCAUUCAACCAGCCGGUCGACCCGAUCGCUCUCAACAUUCCCGACUACUUCGACGUGAUCAAGCACCCAAUGGACUUGGGCACCAUCAAGGAACAACUGGACUCGGGGAGCUAUGAGACGGAAGAAGAAUUCGCUGAGGACGUGCGGCUGGUGUUCACCAACACGUUCACCUACAACCAACCGGGUUCCGACAUCGUCGUCAUGGCCAGCACGCUCUCGAGCCUCUUCAACGAGAAGUUCGAGAUCCUCAAGGCCAAGAUCGAGGAGCGGGGGCGGGACGCGCCGGAGGGCGUGGAAGAAACGCUCAAGGAACUGCGCGACUCGAUGUCGUCGGUGCAGCGGGAGCUGGAGCGCAUAAAGAAGACGCCGAACGGACGAGCCGGUCGCGCCGGUGCCGCUGAAGAUCAACGGCCAAUGACGUUCGAGGAGAAGAAGAAGUUGAGUCACGCCAUCAACAACCUGCCGAGCGACAACCUGGGGAUGGUGGUGAAGAUCAUCCACGAGCGAAUGCCCCAGCUCACGUCAUCGGGCGAGGAAAUCGAGAUCGACAUCGACGCGCUCAACCCGGCGACGCUGCGGCACCUCGAGCGCUACGUGCGAUCGGUCACCCAGCGAGGCCGACGACGCGGCAGCCGCACGCCGUCGCUCACCAGCUCGACGUCGUCCUCGAACAAUGUACAGAACGAACCCCUCGCACCGCAAGGCACACAGCAGAAGAUAGAGGAUGUCGAGCGACAAAUUAAGGCUCUAACCGAGCACCAGCAAGCGCUGACACAGAAGGGGUUGGCGAGAUCGUCCGGCGAAACCGAUCUCCUGCUGGCCGCAGCCGAAGAGAAGAAGAAGAAGCGAAACAACGACGACAGCGAUUCGAGCGAGUCGGAGACUGAUGGCAGCGAUUCGAGCGAUUCGAGCGACUCUGAGACGUCGGACUCUGAGAGCGACAGCGGGUCCGACUCGGAAUCCACCGACAGCGAGGCCGAGCGGAAAGACGCCGCCGCCGCCGCUCCAGCGGCAACGCCGACCGGCGUGGCGAGAACCGACGCGCCAGUAGUGACGACUCUCCCCUCCGAAGCGUCGGCCGCCGGCGAAUCGUCGUCGGAGCCCGCAGACGCGACGACCGCGGUGGUGGCGGGUGAAGUGGCGGCAGCAUCUGCCCCGUCACCAGCCACCGCAUCGGCAGGCGAAGAUGAAGGCACGCACUCAGAGAACGGGCUCGGGGCGAACAAGGCGGGGUCGGCCAUAUCGUUUUCCUUCGACCCUUCGCUGGGCACCAAGGAAUCAUCGAUCCUCCCUGCAGAGGUUGGGAACGGAGACGAGAGCUUACCGCAGGCUGCUGUUGCUAUCGACGACGCGCCUCCCAAGUCUGAAGCGCCAAAGCAAGUGGCGCUGAAGAACGUGGACGCGUGGAGCGAACUCAGCGACGAUUUUGAAGCCCCCACAGGAAAGCCCCAAUCUCCUCCCUCCCUCGACAAGACCUGGUCACAGUUCCAAACGAAGAAGAUGCAGGAUGCGAUCAGGGAAAAGGAACGAUUGGAGAAGGAGGAGCGAGAGCGCAAGGAGCGGGAGAGGCGGGAGGAGGAAAGGAAACAAGAGGAAGAGCGCCGCAGGCGAGAACACGAAGAGGCCGAAGUGCGACGCCGACGAGAGGCGGAGGAGGCCGAGCUCAAUGCCCAACGCGAGAGGGAACGCCAAAGGCAGGCCGAGCGCAUGGCGCGAGAAAGGGGCGAGCUGAGCAUGAUGGAACAGAGCCUGCUCAUGGCCUCGUUCGAGCAGCAGGCGGCGCCCGUGCUCCCCCUCUUCCAGUACAAGAGUCUGGACGACGUGGAGGCCGACUUUGGCGAUCUCGACGCGCAACCGACGAUGAACGGCGAGGAGGACCGCGCAGCCAGCAGCUACGGAAGCGACAACGGCCGGGGCUCGCUGGAGGGUGGCAGUAGGGGCGAUGGCGAAGUUGACAACGGGGAAGCGACGGAGACGGAGGAAGGCGCUGAGAUGGAGCUCUCUCCGACCGCUCCGCUGCCGGUGCCUGCCUCCGACGAGAUGGAGGAAGGGCAGAUCUAG
Messenger RNA from Acanthamoeba castellanii str. Neff, 2535 nucleotides. RefSeq names its product Bromodomain containing protein. The transcript is spliced from 6 exons. Lineage: Eukaryota; Discosea; Longamoebia; Acanthamoebidae. Bases 1 to 2535 code for a protein of 844 amino acids. The record is from RefSeq and is a predicted model, not a curated record. Gene Ontology annotation, molecular function: protein binding.